This is a messenger RNA of Larimichthys crocea (large yellow croaker), 790 nucleotides long. RefSeq names its product thymocyte nuclear protein 1 (gene thyn1). The record is from RefSeq and is a predicted model, not a curated record. The coding region runs from base 55 to 711 and encodes 218 amino acids. NCBI's taxonomy places the organism in Eukaryota, Metazoa, Chordata, Actinopteri, Sciaenidae. Gene Ontology annotation, cellular component: nucleus. The transcript has 8 exons.
GCAUCCCACCUGACUUAUGUUUACAUAAACAAACGACUCAAAAGACUGUGCGUGAUGCCACCAAAGAAAAGGGCCAGAGUGACUAAAGCAGGCAAAGAUGAUGACGGUGAAACAGCUGGAGCUAAAAGGAAGGCGACUGAAAAAACUACGGAGAGCUCAGAGUCAGUGGCUCCUCCGCAGUACUGUCACUGGCUGAUGAAGUCUGAGCCCGAGAGCCGCUUCGAGAACGGGGUCGACAUGAAGUUUGGGAUCAAGGAUCUGAAGGCGAUGCCUAAUCAGACCAGCUGCUGGGACGGCGUCCGCAAUUAUCAGGCACGCAAUUUUAUGAGGCAGAUGAAAGAUGGGCAGUUGGCUUUCUUUUACCACAGCAACUGCAAGGAGCCGGGGAUAGCAGGAGUGAUAAAAAUUGUGAAGGAAGCGUACGUGGACCACACUCAGUUCGAUAAGAAAGAUGCCCAUUUUGAUGCAAGCAGUAAACCAGACAAUCCCAAGUGGAGCAUGGUCGACGUUCAAUAUCAAAGAAUGAUGAAGCGUUACAUUCCCCUGUCCGAGCUGAAAAAGUACCACCUGCAGCAUCGUGCCGAUGGAGGGCCUCUGAAGGACAUGGCGCUUUUUACGAGGGCCAGACUCUCGGUGCAACCUCUGACCACGGAGGAGUUUGAUUUCAUCCUGAGUUUGGAGGAGGAGAAGCCUUUUCGUUGGACCAAAUGACGCCUUUUGACGACGUGAAAUCAUGAAGAAACAACUUGUUUUUUUACAGCACUGUAAUGUUCUUUCUUUUUUCAGAAAU